Harmonia axyridis is the source of this 1159-nucleotide messenger RNA. RefSeq names its product ras-like GTP-binding protein RhoL. Gene Ontology annotation, biological process: small GTPase-mediated signal transduction. The record is from RefSeq and is a predicted model, not a curated record. Bases 333 to 887 code for a protein of 184 amino acids. Lineage: Eukaryota; Metazoa; Arthropoda; Insecta; Coleoptera; Coccinellidae. The transcript has 5 exons. Gene Ontology annotation, molecular function: GTPase activity; GTP binding.
GUCAGAAAGGCAUGUAAAAUGCCUCGGUGACGAUGGUCAAUGGAGGGGUUACAACUAAUUUAGUAAAAUGAAAUAGUUGCAUAAGAACAGUACGGCAAAUUUAUAUUAUUUCUGAUAAGGGAAAGAUAAGGAGUUUCCUUUUCUAGAUAAACCAACAAACUAUUCAUAUGUUUAGAUAUCGUCAUCUGAGUACAAUCUGAAUAUUUGCUAUUUAUCGAACGUAUAAUGAUCGUGAAUUUGGUGAAGGAAUUUUGAACUUACCCUUCUAGUGUUAGUGUUCUGUGAGGAGACCGGGAAUACAGUUUGAUGCGGCUUUUUCCAUUUUUCAAAAUAUGGCAAAAAAUGUGAAAAUUACUGUGGUCGGAGAUGGAAUCGUUGGAAAAACCUGUCUUCUGAUUUCAUACACACAAAAUAAGUUUCCUGAGGAGUAUGUGCCUACAGUAUUUGAACAUUAUGGACAGAAAAUUUGUGUAGAUGGUGAAGAAUAUAAUAUGACUCUAUGGGACACAGCAGGCCAAGAAGAUUAUGAACGUUUGAGGCCUUUAUCUUAUCCCAACACAGAUUGUUUUAUUGUCUGCUUUUCAGUAGAUCAAAGUUUGGCUUCUUAUGAAAAUGUUACUCUAAAAUGGGUUCCUGAAGUUCGACAUUACAAACCGAGCACUCCAAUAAUUCUAGUAGCCACAAAGGUAGACUUGAGAGAAGACCCCACAAAAAGUUGUUACAACAGACGCGAUGGUAAAAAAUUAAAGAAAAAAGCAAAGGCCGCUGCUUACAUGGAAUGCUCAGCUAAAACCGGAGAAGGCUUAGAAGAAAUAUUUAUAGAGGCUAUCAAAAUUUUCAGGAAGGCCAAGACGAAGCCUACAGUCAGAGAAUGCGUCCUAAUUUAACAUUUUCUACCUUAAUCAAAACAAAAAAAGACAGCAAACGUUUCAAGUUGGCUAUGGAACUCUGCACCUCAGAGACUUCAGCUCGAGAUCCCUUGAAACGUUGGCCCUAAUGGAAAAUGUAUUAAAAAACAAUGAAUUAACUUAUCACAUUAUAUUUAUAAUAUCAUUACAACUAGUAUGUUUAUGUUUCCAGUAUUGUUAAAGAAGCAGUAUGAAGCGUUGUUUCAAUUUCUUUGUGAGAAAUUUGCAUUGCUAAAUAUAUUUUCAGAAAU